AUGGAGGAGACGGCUGAACACAACGAGGUGGCUGCGACAUACGAGGAGGCGGAUCAGGAUUUUGCUUCGUGCCCUCGUGAGGAGCAUGAGCAGAAGGAUCUGAAUCCUCCGUGUGAGCUGCUUCGUGCUCGGAAAGAUCGUACAAAUCGAGAAAUGGAGACUGGAGCUAGUACAGCAGCGAGCGCGGCGGAUAGAGAAGUGGAGCCAGAACGGUUGGCCAAUCUGCGAGUUCAAGCCGAUGCAACGGGAACAGAAGAUGUAGCUGGGCAGUUACAGCAACUGGUUUCGGUCGUUGGUGUGCUGGCACGUCGACUGGAGAGAGUGGAGGCAGCGUCUGCGAGCUGGAGCCUGGAGCUAGUACAGCAGCGAGCGCGGCGGACAGAGAAGUGGAGCCAGAACGGUUGGCCAAUCUGCGAAUUCAAGCCGAUGAUGGGGACCAAAGCUUGCGACGUCAGCAACAAGUUUCUUCUCCUGGAUCACGAGUGGCGGAUGGCCGUUCUGCAACGGGAGCAGAAGAUGUAG
Molecule: messenger RNA, 522 nt
Organism: Symbiodinium necroappetens
Lineage: Eukaryota; Dinophyceae; Suessiales; Symbiodiniaceae
Source: the annotation of a GenBank genome assembly